Molecule: messenger RNA, 3539 nt
Organism: Drosophila biarmipes
Lineage: Eukaryota; Metazoa; Arthropoda; Insecta; Diptera; Drosophilidae
Gene: lds
Product: transcription termination factor 2
Exons: 5
Coding region: 73-3315 (1080 amino acids)
Molecular function (GO): ATP-dependent chromatin remodeler activity; ATP binding
Source: RefSeq, a predicted model, not a curated record
UUUAACAUGCCGUCAGUCUGAAUUAAAUGGCGCUGUUUUUGCUAGCAUUUUUAAUAAAGUAACUGUCCAAAAAUGUCCAGUGGAAGCGAUCAGUAUUACAGCGACGAGGAGGAGAAUUCGGUGGUGAACAACACGAGCUCUGGGCGAUCAAGCAAGUCCUCGCGUCUCAGCAGCCAAAACAGCAAGGGCGAUGGCGUGGUCAUUGAUGAAACGGAAUCGGAGGAGGAGUCGUCCCAGGUGGUGGGGCAAUCGGAGGAAUCGGAGGAGUCCGAGGUUGAGUCCGAGGAAGAGUCCGCCGAUUCUGAUGACGACAUUGUAAGGCCGCCCGCCAGGAGCACCAAAAAGAAGCCACUGGGUAUAAGUUCCGAUAGCGAGGAUAAGGAGGAAGACGAUCUGGAAGGCAACGUGCGUUCGCCCGCCAGAAACACAAAAAGGAAGACACAGGCGAUCCCCUCCGAAAGCGAGGAUGAGGACGAGGAGCUGGAGCAACGCGCCCUAUCUCCCAGCACUCGAAUGAGCAUCACUGGCGUGCGUGUCGCCGACUUCAGCGAUGGCGACAGCGAGAUUGAGUACCUCGACGAGGAGCAAGAGGCGCCCCCCGCAGCCGCUGGCGAAGCUCUUGUGCCGCGCUACACCACCCACUUCGCGGGCAAUAUCCAGGAGACCCUCCACUCGACCCUCGGACCUGCGGAUCUUGAGCCCCUGGACGACUCCAGCGGCAGUGAUGUUCUCAUACUCAGCAACAAAGAGACACCCAUUGAGGUACUAUCCAGUACGGACGAUGACGCCAGUCACAACAAAGAAAACAUGUCCGGUCCUCCUUUUAUGCGUCCAUCCAGGCCCUUCUCGCCAAGGAGUAGCGCUGGCGCUCCAGUGGUCAAGACUACCAAAAAUCUCAGCCAGCCCACAAUACAGGCGGCCCUCAAGCAGAGAACUUCGCCAUCCGCUCCGGUUCGUUCGCGUGUGAAGUCCGAGGAUCAGCAGGUGGUCAGCCAGGUGGUCUUCGAUGAGGAGAUGCGCAAGCUGGCCGAAAAGCGCGUUCAGCUGUCCGACGCGGAAAAGCUGUUUGAAAAAGUGGCACACAAGCUACCCGACAAGGGCAGCCAGAUUAGAAAACGCAUCGACACCCUACGCCUGGAACUCGAAGGGGUUCAGCAAUACGUGAAGGGACUGAAGGUGGAGCCGAGCAAGAUCCCCGCCAGCCAGGCGGUUAAGCCAGCGUUUAAUGCCCCCAAAACCCCAUCUCUCGACGCACCAGACUGGGAUGAGUUGUCGGCGGCGGUCCAUGAGAUACAGCCUGUCUACACGGGCGCCCAGGGAAUGGCCACGUUCAACAACCAGAAGGCGUUGACCCUUGAAUCUCUGAAGGACCUCCAUGGCUCACUGAAGGAUUGCCCUGGUCCCGAAGUGCUGGCGGAGGAUCCACAGGGCUUAAAAGUGAAGCUAAUGGAACACCAAAAGCAUGCCUUAGCUUGGAUGUCAUGGCGCGAACGGCAACUCCCUCGCGGAGGAAUUCUGGCCGACGACAUGGGCUUGGGCAAGACCCUGACCAUGAUCUCAUCCGUGCUGGCAUGCAAGAAUCGGCAGGAGAGAAGCGAGGCCGAAGGUCAUAGCAGUGACAGCGACAGUGAGGAUGAUAAAAACAAGAAACGCAAAAGUACAGCCGAAUGGACAUCUAAGGGUCGCAAGGACACUCACAAGGGUGGUACAUUGGUGGUGUGCCCGGCCAGCUUGUUGCGUCAGUGGGAGAGCGAAGUGGAAUCCAAAGUGGCCCGCCACAAGCUGACCGUUUGCGUGCACCACGGCAAUAACCGCGAGACCAAGGGCAAGCACCUACGCACCUACGACAUCGUGGUGACAACAUACCAAAUUGUAGCACGGGAGCACAAGAACUUGAGCGCAGUGUUCGGCGUUAAGUGGCGUCGAAUCAUCCUGGAUGAGGCUCAUGUGGUGCGCAACCACAAGUCGCAGUCAUCACUGGCAGUCAGUGACUUGCGGGGAAAAUAUCGUUGGGCGUUGACCGGUACUCCUAUCCAAAACAAGGAGUUGGAUGUCUACGCUCUGCUGAAGUUCCUGCGUUGCUCUCCUUUCGAUGAUUUGCACACGUGGAAGAAGUGGAUCGACAACAAGAGUGCUGGCGGUCAGAACCGCCUCAACCUGCUGAUGAAGUCGCUCAUGCUGAGGCGAACCAAGGCGCAGCUCCAGUUGGAUGGCAAGCUGAACAAUCUGCCUAACAAGGAGCUCCGCUUGAUGGAGAUUUCGUUGGGCACCGAAGAGAUGAAUGUUUACCAGACAGUGAUGACUUAUUCAAAGACUCUCUUCGCACAGUUCCUCCACCAGCGUGCCGAGAAGGACACGGAGUUUAACUACAGAAGCGAUGCUAAUAAACCGACCUACAAUCAGAUUAAAGAUCCAAAUGGGGCGUAUUAUAAAAUGCACGAAAAAUUCUCCAAAAUGGCCGGAAGCCAACGGGAGGUCAAGUCUCAUGAGAUUCUGGUGCUAUUGCUACGCUUGCGGCAGAUUUGCUGUCACCCCGGGCUGAUCGAUGCGAUGCUGGACGGAGAAGAUGCCCGAAAUGUGGACGGGCAGAGCAGUGACAGCGAUUCGCCGGAAAUAGACUUGUUGGCACAGCUCAAUAAAUUGGCCAUCACCGACACCUCUAUCGAGUCUAAGCCUUCUGUUGCCGCUGGAGCCGAUACCAGCCUUCCGCUGGGGGCAGAUGAAGCUCGUAUCGCCAAGGCUUCCAAGAAUCUUCUUAAGCGCACAAACCCGGUGUUUAAUCUGAACCGACCAUCUUCAAAGAUAUCCCACGUGAUAAAAAUACUCAAGACAUCGAUUCUGAAGGACACGAACGAUAAGGCCAUAGUAGUAUCACAGUGGACAUCAGUGUUGGACAUUCUGCGCGAUCACUUGCAUAAGGAUAGUGUGCCGACCCUGUCGCUGAAUGGAACCAUUCCGGUGAAAAACCGACAAGACAUUGUAAACCAGUUCAACGACCCCAACAACCCAAAGCGCGUUCUUCUGCUCUCCCUCACUGCUGGCGGUGUGGGUUUGAACUUAAUUGGUGCCAAUCACUUACUGCUCUUGGAUCUCCACUGGAAUCCCCAGUUGGAGGCUCAGGCCCAGGACCGAAUCUACCGCGUUGGCCAAAAAAAAGACGUCAUCAUCUACAAGUUUAUGUGCGUGGACACAGUGGAGCAGCGGAUCAAAGCCUUGCAAGACAAGAAGUUGGAGCUUGCCAACGGCGUCCUCACAGGCUCCACAGUUAGUUCCAAACUUACAAUAGACGACCUCAAAGGUCUGUUUGGAAUGUAAGCUUUGGUUAUCCUUUUACUUUUAGUUUAGUUAUUCCAUUUAUGCAUUUCCAAAAACCGCUUUUAUGUUUAUUUACAGCGAAAUAUUUAUUCAAGAUGAAUGUUAAUUUUCUUUGUUUUUAUUUCUUUGUUUCGAAGCUUUUGUUUUAAAAUUAACUAGAAUACCGUUUAAAGUGUUUGGUGAUUUAUAAUGAGUUCCAUUAAAAUUGAAAUGUGUUCUACUAA